Morus notabilis is the source of this 2197-nucleotide messenger RNA. RefSeq lists its product as uncharacterized. The transcript is spliced from 7 exons. Lineage: Eukaryota; Viridiplantae; Streptophyta; Magnoliopsida; Rosales; Moraceae. Bases 491 to 1651 code for a protein of 386 amino acids. The record is from RefSeq and is a predicted model, not a curated record.
AAUUGUUUUCUUCUUCCCCUGCCCAUCCACUGAUUCGGAGACUCUGCUCUCUCUUCCACCAUAGCUUCUUUCCUUUAAUUUUCGCUUCAUCUCUCUCUUCUGCCAACUGAUUUUACAACUUUACCCUCUUCAGAUCCAUUUCCCUUCUCUUUCUUUCUUUCUUCUUCAGGGUUUUGUUAUAUUUAUUUUCAAAGCCCACACUUCAAAUCCUUUUCUUUCUUUUUUUCUUCCACCGAUUUCUCUGCUUCAAGCUUGCUCUCAUUUUCCCCAAUCCCAAACCCUCAGAUUUCCCCCAAUUGAAUCCCACAUUUCGAUUUCUCCUUUUCAUUUUUUCGAUUCGAAUUCGCAACUGUAUAAAAAACUCGUCGAUUUGACCUGUUUUCCGUAGUUUCUCCGCCGAUUUGCGAUCCCGUUGAUCCUGAUUUAGGGUUUUACAGCAAGGAAACGAGCCAGAUUAGGGUUUUUUUUCACGCCCUUCUUCUUCGUGGCGAUGUUGGGAGCGGGUUUGCAGUUCGGUCGUGGCGGCGGUCGCGGCGAGGAUCGGUUCUACAACCCCGCCAAAGCGCGUAGUAGGGCCUACCAGAACCACCGUGCCGAGCAACUCCGGCGAGCUCAGAGCGAUGUAUCGCCCAGCCAGGCACAAUCCUCCUCCGAGCCGGAGAGCCGCGAGCCGCCCAAUCUCGAGCGGUUCUUGCAAUCGAUAACGCCGUCCGUGCCUGCGCAAUACCUCUCCAAGACGACGAUGAAGGGAUGGAGGCCUUCCGAUGUGGAAAUAUCUCGGCCGUACUUUGUGCUCGGCGAUCUUUGGGAGUCGUUCAAGGAAUGGAGCGCUUAUGGCGCAGGAGUGCCUCUGAUAUUGAACGACGCAGAUUCGGUAGUUCAGUACUAUGUUCCUUACCUUUCUGGUAUUCAAAUAUACGGCGACUCUUCCAAGUUUUCGGUAAAGCCAAGGCGACCAGAUGAGGACAGUGAUAGUGAUUUCCGAGAUUCAAGUAGUGAUGGUAGCAGUGACUGUGAACCUGAAAGAAGAUUAAAAUACAUGCAGGAGCAACCUGGUCACAACAAUCUGUUGAGUGACGUUUGUCGGAGGAUAGAUAGAUUAUCUUUGAGAGACAAUCCUAUUUCACUUCAAGAAGAUUUUUCUAGUGAUGAAGGGGAAUCUGGAAAUUCUCAGGCUUGCUUGAUAUUUGAGUAUCUUGAACGAGACCCCCCGUAUGGUCGCGAACCAUUGGCUGACAAGAUAUUAGAUCUUGCAUUUCGUUUUCCUGAGCUGAAGACACUAAGGAGUUGUGAUCUUUUAUCUCCCAGCUGGAUUUCUGUUUCCUGGUAUCCAAUAUACCGGAUUCCAACUGGACCAACUCUAAAGGAUCUGGAUGCUUGCUUUUUGACGUAUCAUUCUCUUCAUACGCCCAUGGGAGGAUUGCAGAAUGCUCAGGCUCCAGUUAUAACACGUCCAUGUGAGACAGACUGUGUUCCCAAGAUUCCCUUACAUGUUUUCGGUCUUGCUUCGUACAAGUUCAAAGGAUCCUUGUGGACCCCAAAUGGGGGAUUUGAACGGCAAUUAGCAACCUCACUUUUGCAGGCUGCUGACAACUGGUUAAGACUGCUUCAAGUCAGCCAUCCAGAUUUCCUGUUUUUCAGCCGUCAGUGAUAUCAAGAUACAAGGUUAACACAUACCCCUCGCCAUUCUAGAACAAAGCCCCAUGAUGCAGCCCUCAGUUCUGUAGAAGGCAGGAUGCCAAGUUUGUCUGUGGUUCUUUGAUUUGGUUUUGUGUUCUUUUCGUUGAAAGAAAGAUCAAAUGAUAAAGAAAAAAGAAGAAAAAAAAGAAAAAAGAAAAGGAAGAUGGAGAAAUAACAUAAAAGAGGUUAAAGCAUUGAAUGAGUGGAAGGGCUGCCUUAAUAAGGCUCAACAGAGAGAAUGAGUAGAGAAUAGUUAGACAAGCUUUAGAAGGGGUAGUUUGUGCUUAGUGUAGACAAAUCUCAUCUUGCUUGUUUUCUGUAUCUCUUCUUAGUAUAUUAUGAUGAUGAUGAUAAACCAGGCUCUUUUUAUGUCCUGAUGAUGUUAGAAUGUAUUUUAUAUUUAUAAGGGGAUUUUGGCAUAGAGGUUAUAUAAGUGUCAACUUUUGGGUUCCCCAGAUUAUUUUACUUUAUUACCGUUUGCUCCACCAAUUUCUCUGUAGUAAUGCCCUUUUUUAUU